UCCCCUAGAUGCUGGGGCAGCGGCAGAGCACCCGGGCCCUGGUGACCGGCCUGGCGCUGGAGCCCGCCAAGAUGGUGGAAAUUCCCUUCCAAGUGGAGUUCCCGGCCCCCAAGACGGAGCUGGUGCAGAAGUUCCAGGUGUCCUACCUGGGCAGUGCGCCCGUUGCCCGGCCUGUGGGCAUGGACGUGAUCAAUGCGGCCCUGGACUCGGCGCUGGCGGCCCCCAGUCGGGACCACUGGACCCCCAGCCACGUCCACGUGGCCCCCGCCACGCUCAGCGUGACCCACGCGCAG
Molecule: messenger RNA, 293 nt
Organism: Terrapene triunguis (Three-toed box turtle)
Lineage: Eukaryota; Metazoa; Chordata; Testudines; Emydidae
Product: amyloid-beta A4 precursor protein-binding family B member 1-like
Exons: 3
Biological process (GO): regulation of DNA-templated transcription
Cellular component (GO): cytoplasm; nucleus
Molecular function (GO): transcription factor binding; amyloid-beta binding
Source: RefSeq, a predicted model, not a curated record